Molecule: messenger RNA, 1792 nt
Organism: Theobroma cacao (cacao)
Lineage: Eukaryota; Viridiplantae; Streptophyta; Magnoliopsida; Malvales; Malvaceae
Source: RefSeq, a predicted model, not a curated record
AUGUCUGCCACCUCUGACCUUCGAUUGUCAACUUCACCCAUUGAAGAUCCAUUGUCACCAUUUUAUCUCCACCACUCAGACCACCAUGGCUCCAUCAUCAUCACUCCUAAGCUGACAUCAAAUAACUACUCAUCGUGGAGCAGAUCUUUCUUGCUAGCACUUUCCAUUCGAAACAAAUCUGGGUUCAUAGAUGGCUCGAUUCCAGAACCUGAUCUUCUUGAAUCAAUCUCACCACCCAUAGCCUCUACGGUAUUCUACAUCAGAAAAGCAUCUGAGGUUUGGGAAACUCUGAAGGAACGCUUCUCUCAACCAAACGAUGCAAGAAUUUGCAAUCUCCAGUUCAAUCUCUACAACAUGUCCCAAGGUACAAGAUCUGUUUAUGCAUAUUUCAUUGAGUUAAAUUGCAUUUGGGAAAAACUUAGGAAUUACAGACCGCUCCCACAUUGUAGUUGUGGCAAAUGUAACUCAGCUUGCUUUCAAACUUAUAUAGAUCAAUAUCAAAAGGAUUCGGUAUUUAGAUUUUUGAAUGGACUAAAUGAGUCAUUCUCUACUCUUCGAUCUCAAAUUUUGAUGAUGAAACCGUUUCCUUUAUUGAAUGAGGCAUAUAAUCUGGUGAUUAGGGAUGAGUCACAAAGGAAUUUAUAUUUGCAUACUAUGCCUAUCAUAGAGUCCUCUGCCAUGGCCACAAUGACAGAAGGAAAGGUUAAGUCUAAGGUGGAUGCUGUUUGUUCUUACUGUCAUAAGAAGGGACAUACUAAGGACAAGUGUUAUAGAUUGAUCGGAUUCCCACCAGAUUUUAAGUUUUCAAAGGGGAAAUAACUUCUUAAGAAAGGGAAUGCACGGUCUAUUAAUAGUGUUGGCCCUGUUACAUCGAAGGAAGAAUGUGAUGAAUCAACUGAAUCUUUGUCUUCACUGACUCUUUCUAAGUAUCAAAUUCAAAAGCUAAUGUCAUUGAUCAAUGAUCAUAUUGCUGAUGGUGAGAAUGAAUAACCAACCAAUCCACCCCAAGUGAAAACUUCUCUUGUGAAUUUAGCAUUAUUUGGUAUAAUCUUAAACCCUUUAUAUAUUUCUUCUGAUAAUUUGCCCAUUGAGUCAUUAGGUUGUCUGUCUGCUGCAUUACAUUCUUAUUCUUGUCAUAGGAACAAUUAUUCAUCUAAUGCACAUAGUGCAUUUUCUUUUUUCUAGAGCAAUCCCAAAUGUUUGUAAUACAUCUUGGAUUAUGGAUACGGGGGCUACAGAUCAUAUAGCUUGUUCUCUAGAUAAAUUUAUUUCCUCUAAACCCGUACAUAACAUGUACAUUCAGUUACCAAAUGAAACAAAGGCAUUAGUUUCACAUAUAGGCACAGUCAAGCUUUCCUCAUCACUCAUACUAAAGAAUGUUCUGUUGGUGCCUUCCUUUAAAUUCAAUUUGAUCUUUGUUACUGAACUUACCAAGUCCAAAAAUAUCUUACUGUUGAUUACUGAUUCAUAUUGUAUUGUCCAGGAACUAAGUUCAUGGACAACGAUUGGGCUUGCUAAAGCCAUUUCUGGACUAUACUUUAUGCAGGACAAGUGGGAUGCACAUACUUUUAGUCAAGCUAAAGUUGAACAGUUUAUUUCCUUUCCUUCCAAGUUGUUUUCCAAUACUUGUAAAAGUUUGCCUAAAAAUUUUGAUUUAUGGCACUUUAGGUUAGGCCAUGCUCAUUUGAAUAAAAUCAAACUUAUUCAUGAAAAUUGUGCUAAUGUUUCCUCUGUUGAAAGUUUAUGUUGUGAAACGUGUCCAAAGGCAAGGCAAAAACAUUUACCUUUUCCU